GCAAUUCAUUGAGCUUGAACGUGAUUGAUUUCAUCGAGUCGCCGGUUGGUCGGCUCAGUUGUAACAUGUAACCGCCUUGCCUCACUUCUGGCAUCAAUGUUUGGUCCACACUGAGUAAAUCUGUUGACAUCCAUUCUGGCUUGAUGGCGGCGCUUGUAACCCGGACAACUUCUAACCACAAACGUACAAGUUCGGCUUCAUCAUGCCAUCGUAUAAAAAGCCAGCCCAAUCAUAGAACCUUUAAUAUUCUCAGCCGCAGUACACCGCUGAAGCUCGCGUAUCCCCAUCGGCUGUCGAAAGAUGUACCACAAGUCGCUUUUCCCCGACCUGCCAAAGGUCCCAGAAUCUAAUGUUCACCACCUGAUAUUGAACCGGCCUGACCAGCAGGAGUGGCCAGAUUACACAUUGUUCGUGAAUGCAGCUACUGGCCAGCGGCGUUCGUUCAGGGAGUUUGUCGAACGUGUCCGCGAUGGUGCUACUGCACUGGGCGCUGAUGUGACGCAAGGUGGUCUGGGUCUUCGUCCAGAAAAUGGAGAUCUCGUAGGCGUUUUGAGCGAGAACUGCCUAGACUAUGCAACCUUGCUGCAUUCCCUACUGGCUAUCACUGUCCCCUUUGCGUUGCUCCCAUCCUCUUCAACGCCGCACGAGUUCAAACACGCCAAUUCGCUCGCGCAGGCGACUAGGAUCUUUACCAGUUCCUCGUUACUGCAACUCGCAUUGACUUCAGGUCUCCCAGCAGAUCGGAUUCACCUCCUACAAGGAGAGAACGCAGGCCAUACAAGCUAUGAUCAACUCAUCUCUUCUGCUCGAAAGAAUGGUAUUCCACGUCUGCCAGUCUGUCAUGCUACCAAGGACACUCUGGCCUACCUGGUCUAUUCCAGUGGAACAAGCGGUCCUCCUAAAGCCGUCAUGGUAUCCCAUGGAAAUAUCACUGCUGUCACCCUCUCAACAAUGGUAACCGGUAUGGAAAUGGGUAAAAUUCAGGAUCCACCAAUAUGGAACACCCCUGAUGGGCUACAAGUAACAUUCGCUGUCCUUCCGCUCUAUCACUCUAUCGGCCUUUACAUGACCACUUUCUUCAACUUCUUCAAUCCCGGCACGACUGUCAUACUCCCGAAAUGGGACAUCAAUACAUUCUUUGACAUCAUCCCUAAAUACCAUAUCACGACCCUAGUCCUCGUUCCUUCCCUUGUACACCAGCUCGUCCACCAUCCACGCUUUAAAACCACUGACAUGACCUCGGUUAAGUCAAUCGGAAGCGGCGGCGCAUACCUCCCGCCCCAGCUCGCCGACCAGGCUCGCGCCCGUUUCACAGACAUACCAAGAGUUACUGAAGGUUAUGGCAUGUCCGAAUUCACGAUGGCUAUCGCCAUGAAGCCCAUCCCUGGGAUGCUCGAUGGACGCGCCAAAAACAAGCCCGGUUCUGCCGGAAUACUCGGCCCCGGUAUCGAAGCCCGCAUUGUCCGUCCCGAUGGGUCCUUGGUGGGCCCGAACGAGGCGGGCGAACUUUUCGUUCGCGGAGGUGCUGUGACGCUGGGAUACAAAGGAAACGACAAGGCCACUCGGGAAACGUUUGUCGAUGGAUGGGUGCGCACGGGCGACCGGAUACGGAUAGAUGAGGACGAGGUGCUUUUUUUCGAAGACCGCACCAAGGACACGCUCAAGAUCUCAGGGGUGCAAGUUUCUCCCGUCGAAAUCGAGGGCACGAUCUUGGCGCAGCCCGACAAGCUCGUCACUGACGUGAGCGUCGCGGGUGUUUCGGGUGGGCGUACCUCGGACGAACGCAUACCACGUGCAUGGAUCGUGUUAUCCCCCGCGGGCGUAGCGUUGGGUGAGAAAGAGGUUGUGAGACGACUCAAUGCAUGGGUGCAGGAGCGCCUAAGUCGGUUCAAGUGGUUGAGAGGGGGCAUUGAGAUUGUGGAGACGAUUCCGAAGUUGCCAACUGGGAAGGUGUUGAGACGGGUGUUGGUUGAAGGCUAUGAAAAACAGGUGAAAGUGAAUGCAAAACUGUGAAAUGUUAUGCAUGCCUGCUUCUCAUUACUGACCGAUGGGUGGUCAUCCUGCAACUUGCUAUCACGUUAUGUACUUGCUGUUUAUAUAUACCUGGAAAACGAAUUAACGUCGAUAAACCCUGACCUGGGGAUAGUGUGAAAUAGAAGCCGCUAGGCCAUGACUCGAGGGAUAGAUAGACAUAUU
This is a messenger RNA of Suillus fuscotomentosus, 2196 nucleotides long. RefSeq lists its product as uncharacterized. The coding region runs from base 301 to 2013 and encodes 570 amino acids. The record is from RefSeq and is a predicted model, not a curated record. Gene Ontology annotation, biological process: secondary metabolic process. The transcript is spliced from 10 exons. NCBI's taxonomy places the organism in Eukaryota, Fungi, Basidiomycota, Agaricomycetes, Boletales, Suillaceae. Gene Ontology annotation, molecular function: CoA-ligase activity.